This is a messenger RNA of Limulus polyphemus (Atlantic horseshoe crab), 1239 nucleotides long. Its product is annotated as transcription cofactor vestigial-like protein 2. The record is from RefSeq and is a predicted model, not a curated record. Gene Ontology annotation, cellular component: nucleus. The transcript has 4 exons. Gene Ontology annotation, biological process: regulation of transcription by RNA polymerase II. Bases 1 to 1239 code for a protein of 412 amino acids. Lineage: Eukaryota; Metazoa; Arthropoda; Merostomata; Xiphosura; Limulidae.
AUGUGCUCAGCUCAAGCCGUAUGUGUCAGUCGCAGGGAUUGGAUUAGCGUAUAUUACGUCAAAAGUAGGCGUGGAUUCCUCUGUCAUAGCCUGCAUCAGCGAUGGGCGACAGGCGUUCAUCACAAGUCCCGCCCCCUGGGGGUGAACGUAGUGAACAUCGAUCAAGUUGGGAGCAGGGUAAAAUUGGAGAAGAAGACAGUAGGAGAAAACUUCGCUCCUGCAGAUAGCGUUUGCACAAUGAGUUGCAUAGACGUAAUGUACCAGCCUUACACGCCAUACUUCCCGUAUACCCAGCGACCUGCCCCUGCAGCUGCGGCUGGGGCAGCCCCUUCCUCCGCACCCGCUGCCUCUGUGUUGGGUGCUGGACCUUUUACAAUGACAGGACCAGCUCCUCCAUCAGCUCAUCCGAUGGCCGAGCAAAAGAAAUUCCUCCAUCACAAGAUGCUCGAACCAUUAGAGCACCUCACCACGGACUAUCAAAGAAACAGAGGAACAGACUGUUCAACACAUUCUCCGGCCGCGUCUUGCACAACAACCGGCAAAGAGGAUGACAAAAAUACUGGAAGUAAUCCCCACGGUGCAGCUGACGCUCAUUAUAUAUCCGCUAACUGUGUUGUCUUUACCUAUUUCACCGGAGACACGUCAGCCAUAGUUGACGAACAUUUUUCCAGGGCCCUAAGCCAACCAAGUAGUUACGGACCAGAUACUGGAGUAAAGUCGUUACUACCUAAAGACGGUCCACCAAUGUCUCAACGUAACUUUCCGCCUUCCUUUUGGAACAGUAACUACCAACCACCACAUCCUAUCUCUGGUCCUACAACCAUGACACCUGGUAAUCAUCAUGAACUGUCUUAUGCCACAGAUCCUUACCACUCGGGGUCGCUUCACCCAGGAAUCCACCAGAACGACCCUUGGCACUACACGUUGUCCUCACAUGCACAAGCCGCUAAUCCUUACUCUCAUCGACCCAUGCACGAACUAACAUACACUGGAAUGCCUUCAGUCCCAACGGGGAACAUGUUUAACCAAUAUGGUUCACUUCUACUUCAACCCUCGAUGAGGUCCUCUCGACUCACCCAUGGAUCAGCACCUUGCGCAAGUCUGGAAAAAACCACGGAUACGUGGGGCACGCCGAGGUACCACGAGCCACUCACGCAUAAUCUUGGACACAUGGAAUCGAAUUACACCGCCACCUAUGGUACAAUGGGAACUAUACCAGCUGUUACUGUUACAAAGUAA